Fonticula alba is the source of this 195-nucleotide messenger RNA. RefSeq lists its product as hypothetical. The coding region runs from base 1 to 195 and encodes 64 amino acids. Lineage: Eukaryota; Rotosphaerida; Fonticulaceae. The transcript is spliced from 2 exons. The record is from RefSeq and is a predicted model, not a curated record.
AUGUCCAAGGAGAGCGGCCGCCUGCUGGUGUGGGGUAACAACAACGUCGGUCAGCUUGGCCAGGGUCACACAGAUGAUGUGAAUGAGCCAACUGUGCUGGUGGCCCGUCGUCGGCGGAUCCUUUCCUGCGACGGAAGUGCCCAAUUCACCAUCCUGGUGGCCACCGAGCCCGAGUCCGAGGAUGAGGACGAUUAA